This is a messenger RNA of Baudoinia panamericana UAMH 10762, 333 nucleotides long. RefSeq lists its product as uncharacterized. NCBI's taxonomy places the organism in Eukaryota, Fungi, Ascomycota, Dothideomycetes, Mycosphaerellales, Teratosphaeriaceae. The record is from RefSeq and is a predicted model, not a curated record. Bases 1 to 333 code for a protein of 110 amino acids. The transcript is spliced from 3 exons.
AUGCCGAUCAUUCACAUCGUCCUGUUCGAAUUCAAGCCUACGGUGUCACAUGCGCAAGUCGAGGAUGCCUGCAAACGAAUGCUAGCACUUUCGGAGAAGUGCAUACACCCGACGACUAAUCAACGAUACGUUACAGGCCAUGGUGGUGGGCGAGACAACAGUCCCGAAGGACUUCAAGGCGGCUUCAGCCAUGGCUUCGUAAGCGAGUUUCAGAACGAAGAAGACCGGAAGUACUACCUCGAGAAGGAUCCGGCACACCUAGCGUUCGUGAAGAGUCUUGACGGCCUCGUGCAGAACGUUAGAGUCGUCGACUUUGAGCCCGGGAAGUUCUGA